GUCGUGAGUGCCGACAAAGUAAACAGUCAUGGCUAUCAUAAUAGUGAUGAACGUAUUGGCGUGUGUGGUGGGGGUUACCUUCGGUCAGCAUCACCACUUGCAGAGUUUGCAACAGUCACACCUGCCCCAGGACCAGAACGUGAUAGCGGCCACCCAGCAGUUCCUGCAGCAGUUCGCUGCCCUGCAGGCCAAGGCGGCCGCCGCGCCGGACACCAGCGUCCACAAGAAGGUUUCGUUCAACUCGCCAGCCCCUGCCACCCAAGCCCCCGCCUUCAUCUCGGGCAUCCUGCCUGAGGAGCCAAUCAAUGCAGCCAUCAGGCAACUGCACCAGCAACUCAAACCUCGCAGCGACAGCAACGUGAACCUCCUCCAGCACAACGACCCUCACAGACCAGCUCAGCAACAGCAGCCUCAGCACUUCCAGCAGACCCAACAUCAUUUCCAGCAACCGCAGCACCAGCAAUCCCAACAACAAUUCAACCAUCCUCCAGAACAUCAACAAAACCAGCCUCUGAAUCACUUCCAGAUGCAGCUUUUCCACCACCCCCAGCAACAACCCCUGCAGCAACAAACUAACCAUCAGCAACAGCUGUUUAACCCGCAGAACAUAGCACCUGUUCAUAACCAGUUCGGACACGUGAUCAAUCCUAACCGGUUCCCUGGCCCCCUCGCUGACGACCUCCCUGCUGCUGUGGGAGGCCCUUUACAGCCCGUGGGCCCCACGGCCGCUGUUCACCAGGCCCAGCAGCAACUCGCCCAAGCACACAUGACCAUAUUGGCCCACCACGCUACGCUCCCCCAGACACCCCCGCCAGAAAAGAAGGAGAAGCAGUAAAGUGUGCGUUUGCAAGACGUCUGGAAAUAGCAUAAAAUUUAAAUAUAACGGAAGUAGCCUAGAUAGAAGAUACACACAAUGCUUUCCUAAGUGUAGACUGUCUCUCAUAGUUGCAUUACUCAGGGGAGAUACGUAGGAACAUUUUUUUUAGUUUUAUGGGGAGGAUUGCUAUAUUAUUGUGAUUAAUAUUCAUACGUCCAAAGCUAUUACCGGAUAAAUGCAAAGUUUUCUUGAUGAAUUCUAAUUCAAAUCUUAUAUUUGUAAAAGUGGUUAAUACAUUUUCCAAACCCAUUGGCUAUUGCAGUUCUACAGUAUAUUAUAUUAAAGUAUUACAUAUAUGCUCCAAAUCUAACACCGAUGCACUUUUUCAAACCGCUAUGCUUUCGUUGAAACGAUUUUGUUUGCGUGAUUGAAAAAAAUGACAAUUCAGAUCAGACAUUGGACAUUCUACCGAGCCGCAUUUGUUUCCGAUUUGUCCAGUCACUAGUUUCGUUUGUCUCAUCCCUGUAAAUGUGAAUCUAUAAUUCUAAAUUUGCUAUUAAUAUUUUCAUACAUGACUUUUCACUUCACACGAGUCGGUAAUUGCUCUCUAUUAUCAUCGCAAUGGAUGUUGUGUCAAACAGUACAGUUUAUCGACAAUAAAUUUACAGUUUAUUUUCAGGACCCUAACUCUUGAUCGCAAAAAACGUAGUUAAUAAA
Molecule: messenger RNA, 1534 nt
Organism: Hyalella azteca
Lineage: Eukaryota; Metazoa; Arthropoda; Malacostraca; Amphipoda; Hyalellidae
Product: activating signal cointegrator 1 complex subunit 2 homolog
Exons: 4
Coding region: 29-835 (268 amino acids)
Source: RefSeq, a predicted model, not a curated record